This is a messenger RNA of Pelodiscus sinensis (Chinese soft-shelled turtle), 1015 nucleotides long. RefSeq names its product olfactory receptor 51G2-like. Gene Ontology annotation, biological process: G protein-coupled receptor signaling pathway. Lineage: Eukaryota; Metazoa; Chordata; Testudines; Trionychidae. Gene Ontology annotation, molecular function: G protein-coupled receptor activity; olfactory receptor activity. Gene Ontology annotation, cellular component: plasma membrane. The record is from RefSeq and is a predicted model, not a curated record.
GACAGCUGAGACUCCCUGAUGGUCAAGUGGCCCCAAGGGAAGGAAGGAAAAUUCAAAACUCCCCAGACCUGCCCAGUACCUAAUGGCAGCUUCCAAUGACACCAAGUUCAAACCUGCUGUGUUCCUUCUCACUGGGAUAUCUGGACAUGAAGACAUCCAUCUCUGGAUCUCCAUCCCCUUCUGCCUUAUUUAUGCUGUUUCAAUGAUGGGAAAUGCAGUUAUUCUGUACAUUAUUAAAACAGACCUGAGUCUCCAUGAGCCCAUGUACAUUUUCCUUUCCAUGUUGGCCAUCACAGACCUUGGUCUAUCAAUAGUCACCGCACCGACAAUACUGGGUAUAUUCUUGGUUAACUCUAGGGAGAUCAGCCUUGAAGCUUGUUUUGCCCAAUUGUUCUUCAUCCAUUCACUUUCAAUCAUUGAGUCUUCUGUGCUCCUGUUAAUGGCCUUUGACCGCUUCAUUGCAAUCCGUGACCCACUGAGAUACGCUUCCAUCCUAACCCUGCCGCGAAUAGCCAAGAUGGGGCUGGUGUUUGUGCUAAGAGGUCUGUUUGUGGCAUUUCCAGUGCCCUUUCUCCUCAAACGGUUCCCAUACUGUGGAGUCAAUGUCCUCUCCCAUUCCUACUGCGUGCACCAGGAUGUCAUGAAGCUGGCUUGUGCGGACAUCUCCGUCAACAGCAUUUAUGGCUUCUUCGUGAUACUCUCCACGGUGGGGUUGGACUCUUUGCUCAUCCUCCUCUCUUAUGUGAUGAUCUUCAAAACGGUGCUGAGCAUCGCGUCCCGAAGAGAGAGCCUCAGGGCCCUGAACACCUGCGUCUCCCACCUCUGCGCUGUCCUGCUCUUCUACAUACCAAUGAUCGGCCUGACUGUGAUACACAGAUUCGGGAAGCACACUUUCUUGCUUCAGAUUUACCUAGGCUAUGUCUACCUUCUGGUGCCACCCCUGAUGAACCCAAUCGUGUACAGCGUGAAAAGCAAACAGCUGCGUGUGAGGAUCAUCAGGGUGUUCGUCAAGUGA